Rubroshorea leprosula is the source of this 761-nucleotide messenger RNA. Lineage: Eukaryota; Viridiplantae; Streptophyta; Magnoliopsida; Malvales; Dipterocarpaceae. The record is from the annotation of a GenBank genome assembly.
AUCGAGAAAUCAAGCAAUUCUUAAUCUGUUGUUGAUUUCAGAAAAUCAUUCCAAUUUGCCAACGAUGUCUCUGAUUCCAAACAUCUUUGGUGGUCGACGAACCAAUGUCUUCGAUCCAUUUUCUCUAGACGCGUGGGAUCCAUUUGAUGGCUUUUUCACCUCUACUGUAGCCAAUGUGCCCUCUUCAGUCCGUGAAACCUCUGAAUUUGUUAAUGCGAGGAUUGACUGGAAGGAAACGCCUGAAGCUCACAUCUUCAACGCGGACCUUCCAGGGCUGAAAAAGGAGGAGGUAAAAGUGGAGGUUGAAGAGGGAAGGAUUCUCCAGAUCAGUGGAGAGAGGAGCAGGGACCAAGAGGAGAAGAAUGAAAAGUGGCACCGUGUUGAGAGGAGCAGCGGCAAGUUCCUGAGGAGGUUUAGGUUGCCGGAGAAUGCCAAAAUGGAUCAGGUGAAGGCUAGCAUGGAGAACGGUGUGCUCACCGUGACUGUCCCAAAGGAGGAGGUUAAGAAGCCAGAGGUUAAGUCCAUUGAAAUCUCCAGCUGACUGCAAUGGUCGAGUUGUUUGUCUGGUUUCAUAUCAAUCAAGUUUGUGUCUUUGCGUGUCAUUGAGGAAGAUGCUUCCUCAAAGUAUGUUGUGUCUUGUUUUUUUUUUUUAUGACUAAGAAAAUGUGUCUGUGUGGAGUUCUAGUUUCUGUUUAAAACAUUCUAUUCUUAAAAUUUUCACUCUUCGGUCAUGUCAGAAACUAUAAAAUGUGUUGAAAUAU